Molecule: messenger RNA, 6012 nt
Organism: Poeciliopsis prolifica (blackstripe livebearer)
Lineage: Eukaryota; Metazoa; Chordata; Actinopteri; Cyprinodontiformes; Poeciliidae
Product: SLIT-ROBO Rho GTPase-activating protein 3-like
Biological process (GO): negative regulation of cell migration; signal transduction
Cellular component (GO): cytoplasm
Molecular function (GO): protein binding
Source: RefSeq, a predicted model, not a curated record
UCUGCAGCAGCAUUGAACUCGCACAGAAAAGGAGAGGCCAACAAAAGAAAAGAAAAAAAAAAAAGAGGCAAACUGAAGAAUGCUUUUCUGAAGGACCUCCUAUCACUAGAGUUGAGUUUGUAUGUACAUUAAUCGUUAACUGAUUCAUGAUAUAGUGAGGAGUGCUGGUGAAGAGGAGGAGGAGGAGUGGUCAGGAUCGGAGAUCAUUAAGCACUUUGAGAAAGACGUCGCCCUGAACGCAGCACGGCAGCACCGCAGCCAGGAGGACCAGAAGUGCGUUUAGCCUCCGAAAGUUGCGUCGAUCUGGAUAUGAUUUGGGUCUGAUUUGCUGCUCAGCUGCCCGGAGAGGACUGCGGAGGGGCUCAACGCCGCAUUGUGGCAACCGACACCCUCGAUUCCUGCCCGAGGACUGCACAAGCCGCUCGCUGCAAAAUGUCAUCUCAGGCCAAAGUCAAGAAGGACAAAGAGAUUAUUGCCGAAUAUGAGACCCAAGUGAAAGAGAUUCGUAACCAGCUAGUGGAGCAGUUCCGAUGUCUGGAGCAGCAGUCCGAGUCCCGGCUGCAGCUGCUGCAGGACCUGCAAGAGUUCUUUCGCCGAAAGGCCGAACUCCAGCUAGAGUAUUCCCGAGGGCUGGAUAAGCUGGCUGAGCGCUACUCCUCCAAGAUCCGCAGCUCCAGAGAACACCAGCAUUUCAAGAAAGACCAAAAUCUAAUCUCCACUGUGAACUGCUGGUAUUUGGUUUUGGACCAGACCCGGCGAGAGAGCCGAGACCACGCCACUCUCAGCGACAUCUACAACAACAACGUCAUUGUCCGCUUGGCACACGUAGGCGAGGAUGUCACCAGACUCUUCAAAAAGAGUAAAGACAUCGGGGUCCAGAUGCAUGAAGAGUUAGUGAAAGUCACCAAUGAACUCUACACAGUGAUGAAGACAUACCACAUGUACCACAGUGAGAGUCUGAGUGCUGAGAGCAAGCUGAAGGAGGCAGAAAAACAGGAAGAGAAGCACAUUGGCAAGGUGAAUGACAUCAGCGGCGGUCUGUUGCGUCACAGUCAUGAUGAGCGUCCCCAGCGAAGAAGUUCUGUCCGGAAGAUGGAAAAAAUGAAGGAAAAGAGACAGGCCAAGUACUUUGAAAAUAAGCUGAAGUGCACAAAGGCCCGGAACGACUAUCUUCUCAAUUUGGUAGCUACCAACGCCCUGGUGGCCAAAUAUUACAUACACGAUGUGUCGGACAUGAUAGAUUCUUGUGACUUGGGCUACCAUGCAAGCUUGGCACGCACCAUGAGGACUUAUCUGUCUGCUGAAUACAGUCUGGAAACCUCUCGCCACGAAGGUUUGGAUCUACUUGAAGGAGCCGUAGACGCCAUGGACAUUAGAGGGGACAAGCUAAGGUUUAUGGACACACACAGUCAGAUCUUCUGUCCUCCAGCACGCUUUGAUUACCAGCCACAUAUGGGGGAUGAGGUGUGUCAGGUUAGUGCACAGCAGCCUGUCCAGACAGAGCUCUUGAUGCGAUACCACCAGCUGCAGUCUCGCCUGGCCACACUGAAGAUAGAAAAUGAAGAGGUUAAGAAGACUCUUGAUGCCACCAUGCAGACCCUCCAGGACAUGCUAACUGUGGAGGACUUUGAUGUAUCAGAGGCCUUCCAGCACAGCCAAUCCACAGAGUCUGUCAAAUCGGCCUCCUCUGACUCCUACAUGAGCAAGGCAAACAUCACCAAAAGGCGAGCCAAUCAGCAAGAGACUGAGGGCUUCUACUUCACAAAAUACAAAGAAUACUUGAACGGCAGCAAUCUCAUUGUUAAACUGCAAGCUAAGCAUGAUCUUCUGAAGCAGACACUAGGAGAAGGGGAGAGGGCUGAAUAUGGAACAACAAGGCCCCCCACUCUUCCCCCUAAACCCCAGAGAAUGCGGAAGUGUAGACCUCGUUCCAUUUUUAACCGUAAGCUGUUUAACGGCAAUAUGGAGGCCUUCAUUCAGGAUUCAGGGCAGCCUAUACCAGUGGUGGUUGAGAGCUGCAUUCGAUACAUCAAUCUGUACGGUCUUCAGCAACAAGGCAUAUUUCGGGUUCCAGGAUCUCAGGUCGAAGUCAAUGACAUUAAGAAUGCAUUUGAAAGAGGAGAAGAUCCACUAGUGGACGAUCAGACGGAUCAUGACAUCAACUCUGUGGCAGGCGUCCUCAAGCUCUACUUCCGAGGGCUGGAAAACCCGCUUUUCCCCAAAGAACGUUUCCUCGACUUCAUCUCCACCACCAAACUUGAUUCUGGUGGUGAAAGAGCUCAUCAUCUCCAGCAGAUAAUUGUGACCCUACAGCGGCCUGUGAUCAUUGUCAUGAGAUACCUGUUUGCUUUUCUUAAUCAUCUUUCCCAAUAUAGCGACGAGAACAUGAUGGACCCCUACAAUCUGGCUAUCUGCUUCGGCCCCACGCUGAUGCCCAUACCUGAUGACCAGGACCCCGUGGCUUGUCAAGCACACGUUAAUGAGGUCAUCAAGACGAUCAUUAUCCACCACGAGGCCAUCUUUCCAAGCCAGCGGGAGUUAGAAGGACCAGUCUAUGAAAAAUGCAUGGCAGGAGGUGAAGAGUACUGUGAAAGCCCUCACAGUGAGCCAGGAGCUCUUGAUGAGAUCGACAACGGGACCGGGCCAAACACAAGUGAUGAAGAGUUUGAGCCAAUUGAGGCCAUUGCCAAGUUUGACUACGUGGGGCGAAGUUCGAGGGAGCUGUCCUUCAAGAAGGGGUCUCUGCUGCUGUACAUGAGAGCGUCUGAGGAUUGGUGGGAAGGCCGGCACAACGGUGUGGAUGGGCUGAUACCGCACCAAUACAUUGUAGUGCAAGACAUGGAUGAUGCUUUCUCAGACAGCAUUCAGAGGACAGAAAAUGAGACCAGCAGUGGAUCUCACUAUGAUGACAGGACGUCAUCAAGAAAUGAGCGCCAGUCUCCCUGUGACCAGGCUGCUGAGAACCGUUUUGGACCUGCGUUAGGAAGGGUAAGAGUGCGAUCAGACGGAGCCGCAGUUCCCCGCCACAGGAACAACGGUGCCGACAACCUCAGCCCCACCAGGGCUGCUGACCAGCCUCCCAGGGUAAUGGCGCGCCCCUGCAGCCCGCACAAGAUAGCCGUCAGCCGGGCCCAUGCCGACAGCCCGGAGAAGCGCCGCCUGACCACGUUCGGCAGCUCAGGCUCCAUCAACCACCCCGACAGGAAAGCAUUUGUUGAGAGUCACUCUCAACGAUCAUCACCGAGCACGACACGGCACGCCAGUUUAGGGGACCAUAAAGCUCUGGAGGCCGAGGCGCUCGCGGAGGACAUAGAGAAAACCAUGAAUACAGCUCUGCAUGAAUUGCGAGAGCUCGAGCGGCAGAAUGUAGCCAAACACGCCCCUGAUGUUGUCCUGGACACCCUGGAGCCCCUCAAGCACCCUGGCCCUGCCCAGGAAAUGUCUGCCAGCCCCCUGCACACCAUGGUGAUCAGGGACCCAGAUGCAGCCCAGCGACGAAGCAGCAGCAGCUCCUCCUCUGAGACCAUGACCACUUUCAAACCAGCUCUGUCGUCACGCAGACCGAGUGCUCCUCUAAGGCCCCCGCCGGUCAGGCCUGUGCGACCAGCUCCAGUGAUCGGACCUGGCCAGGGACCGCACCGCUCCAGCAGCUCCAGCUCUUCUGGUCUGGGCAGUCCAGGCAUCACCCCCACUGAAAGGGCGUUUCCUAAAGCACCCUCCCCAUCGCCGUCCACAUCCUCUUCAUCCUCCGACAAACAGGGUAACAUGUAGCUCCAAUCUACCAGCUGUCAAGAACAAUGUGGAUAAUGAACGAUAUCAGCACGGCCCUCCAGGUCGUCUUUACAUCAAUAACAAACAUCCAUUUUGUCCAAAUAUUUCCCCACUAAUCUUGUACGAGGUACGAUUGCUGCUUCUGGUUUCUGCUUACACCGCCUGGAAGCAAGUGACUGUACUGUUUAACAGUGAUUAUACUACACAGAAAUAGGAAUUAAAACUAUAAAAUGUACUUAAUAGACUCAUACAAAGCUGGAGUAAAGAGAUGCACUGGAGAAUAUUUCUGUUUACUGAGAUAUGAAACGUCUCGCUGAAACAAUAUUAGAUUACGAAGAUGCUGUGAGCUUGUGCUUUGUGUCUGGUUUCCUGCUCCAUUACCAUGAAACAUUUACGGGAAUACUACACCACUUACCAUGUAGACAUCCAGACUGAGCUGGGGGUCUUGUGUGAGAAUAGUUCCUUCAGAACCACUUAUGUUGAUGGAGAGAGGUUAAUGUUGAGAAAACUGUCCCACUUUGGAACAAUAUUGGAAGAUAACAUGACUGAAGGACGAUAUCCGCUGCCUCAAGGUGCAGUUCUUCUGAUGAACACAGAAUGUUGGUUCUGUGGGAAUUAAACCUGUCGCAUUUGCCUUGACAACAGCUUCAAAGCAUAUAGCAUUUGGAAAUUAUACACAUUCAGAUAUAUUUGUUACAAUUUUGAAAAAUCUGGGAAAUGCUGCAGAUCCUGGUGAAACUCAUGGCAGCACAAGGACUUGGCUGGCACUGACAGCCAUCUAAAGCACAAAUGGAACAAAAUGGCUCCACGCACUGUUGUGAUCCCAACCGGUGCUUUUAGUUUACAGUAUGAGAAUCAGCAGCAUCAAUACCAUUCAUCCACCUCAUUGUGCCAUUUUUUAAAAAAAUCCUGAUAUUUGAUAAACACAGUAUUUUGCAAAAGCUUUCAAACCCCUCGUACUUUUUCCACAUCUUCAUGUUACAACCACAAACCACAACGUUGUGUAAUUAUUGGGGAGAUUUUUUUUUUUAUUUUUAUGUUUUUGAAUAAACCAACACAAAGUUAUGCUUUAUUAUAAAGUGGAAGGAAACGUAUACAUGUUUUUCAGACUUGUAUACAAAUAAAAGGAUGAAAAGUGUUACAUAAAGUUGACUUGAAGUUAAAUCACUUUAGCUUCAAGUCAUUUUCUAUAAGUCUGUGCUUUCUUUGAACAUUCUUUCUUUGGAAAGCACUCAACUCAAUCACUUCAUCUGAGGCUAUAUGAACGGUAAAGUUAAAGUUUUUGAGUUUGCUAUACAUUAAAUGAAUUUCUAGCAAUACUUUGAAUGGAGCAUUCUUUCACGUAAAGAUAUAUUGAGUAUAAACAAUUGCAAUUUUCAAAAUUGGUGAUUCUGAAAGUUGUUUUUUACACUGGAUAUUAUUUUGGGAUAUCAGAGUAAAGGGAACAGAAUAGAAAAAUACACACUUUUCCGUGUUGGUUACUUAUAUCAUAUCCCAACUAAUUAGACAAAUUUGUGGUUGCAGUGUGGCAAAAAAACUUUUCUGGGGGUUAAAAUUACUUUUGUAGUGCACAUUGUAGUGAGUUUUGUAUGCUUCUUUUUUUUUUUUUUUAAGAAGACAAAAUUUAUCAUCUCAUCUUUACUUUAUUCUUCAUCUGUCAAUUUCAGAACUGUCCAGAGGGUGGCAGUAUAGACCAAGUUACAAUGGUGCACAAGACAUGAACCGUUUACAUUCUAGCUUUCAUGAUAUUUCUGUAACAUAAAGGAUGAAGUAAAGUUUACUUUGAUUCAAUAAACAAUUUCCUCAUCUCUUUUUACCACAUUAUUAGCUGUGUUACCUCUAAAACAAAUAAGAAACUUGCACAAUUCAGUUGACUGAAGCGCUAAUGAACUACAUGGAGCUGAGCUGUUUGUAGGUUCUGUGUCUCCACCCUGAAGCUGCACUAGAAACGAGCUUGUCCAGGUUGUAUUGGGUCUUUGGAGGCUGUUACUGUUGCUUUCUCUUGAUAUGUGUUACUUCCUCCUCCAGAGGGUCGAUCAACAUCUCUUUCAAGUAUAAAAGGUACAUGCGAUGGGAUGACUUAACUCCUACUGCUAAAUAUUGCUUGUAAAUAUAACAUUGUAUCAUAGGAACAGGAUAUAUACAGUAUAUAUGUACUAUGUGUAAUGUGUAGAUUUUUGUAAUUCUUAUCCUUGCACAGAUAUUACCUGAACAAUAAACUGAAAACAUCUCAAACAUUGA